Molecule: messenger RNA, 2213 nt
Organism: Parasteatoda tepidariorum (common house spider)
Lineage: Eukaryota; Metazoa; Arthropoda; Arachnida; Araneae; Theridiidae
Product: sodium-dependent nutrient amino acid transporter 1
Biological process (GO): amino acid import across plasma membrane; sodium ion transmembrane transport; nitrogen compound transport
Cellular component (GO): plasma membrane
Molecular function (GO): amino acid:sodium symporter activity; L-amino acid transmembrane transporter activity
Source: RefSeq, a predicted model, not a curated record
UAUCGUGGUUUUUUCUAUUUUUCGCAACUUUAAAUGCAUAAAGGAUUUGGAAUGAUAGUGGGUUUAGAUUGUGUCUCACAAUGUGGAAUUAUUAAAGAAAACAUUUAUUGGAUAAUUGUAAAAAUUCAUUCAUUGGAAAAUUUGUAAAUAAUAAUAAUGGAGUCUAAGAUAAAACCAUUUACGGUGCUUGAAGCGUCAUAUGACGGUUCACCAGCUCCAGAUGAAUUUUUAGAGUCCUGUAGAAAAGAUACUUAUUCAGCACCAGAAAUUAUUUUUGAAAAAAAGGAAAACAAUGAUGCAAAGAACAAAGAUGUACCAGACAGAGGUAAAUGGGGAAAAAGUAUUCACAGUCUUCUUCUAUGCAUAUCUAUGUCAGUUGGAUUGGGGAAUGUAUGGAGAUUUCCUAAUGUUGCUUACAAAAAUGGAGGAGGUGCAUUUCUAAUACCAUAUUUACUUUUACUCGUUAUUAUUGGCCGCCCAUUAUACUAUUUAGAACUAAUUCUUGGGCAAUUUUCCAGUCAAGGACCAAUAAAACUCUGGAGAAUUGUUCCUGCUUUCAAAGGCAUUGGAUAUGCUCAAGUGAUUUCCGUAGCAUUUAUUGUUAUAUUUUAUAAUUAUCUGAUGGCAUUAAGUAUUUUCUACAUAUAUUCUUCAUGCUCGGCUUGCCUACCUUGGACUGACUGCCAUUACCCAAACAGAACGGAUAUAGUAAACAUGACUACCGCUGAAUAUUUUUGGAAGAAUGAAGUAUUAGAAUUGGAUUAUGACAAUCCCGAUACAGUAACCCAUAUAAGCUGGAAGCUAGUAAUAUCACUCCUUGUCACGUGGAUUUUGGUUUAUAUUACAAUUGUACAGGGUACUGAAUCUCUGGGGAAGAUGGCUUAUUUUACGGCUGUGUUUCCAUACAUAGUAUUAACAGCUUUGCUGAUUGUAGCUCUACAAAACAAAGGAUCAUGGGAAGGCAUAAAGUUCUUUUUUGAACCUGAGUUAGAGAAACUUUUAGAAAUAGAGGUAUGGUACAGAGCGUGCGAACAGUCCUUUUUUUCUCUUGCGAUCGGUUAUGGUAACAUCGUCAUGAUAGCUAGUUACAACAAAUUCUCAAAUAACGUCUACAAGGAUGCUAUAAUUAUAAGUGUUUUAGAUACCUUUACGAAUAUUUUAGCUGGAUGUGUCAUAUUUGCAGUACUUGGAACUUUAGCACAUGAGAAAAACCUUCCAAUUGACGACGUUGUUGAUCAUGGAGGUUUAGGAUUAGCAUAUGUUAUAUAUCCUCAAGCACUAGCAAAUAUAAAGUUCAUUCCUCAAUUGUGGUCAGUGCUGUUCUUUAUCAUGCUGUUUACUUUAGGGAUUGGAAGUUCUAGUUCUCAAAUUGAAACUGUAUCAACUGUUAUAAAAGACAAAUUUCCAAAACUUAGAGAAAAUAAAAGUUGGCUAUCGCUAGGAUUAUGUGUCGUAUUCUUUUGCCUUGGUCUUCCUUUAACAACAAAUGUUGGGCAACAUAUAUUAGAAUUGUUAAAUAAUUAUGGUGUUAGUGCUGCCGGUUUCUUUUACGCAACUCUUGAACUUGCAGGUGUAAUGUGGAUUUAUGGCGUUCGAAAUUUUAUGGCGGAUGUAACUUACAUGCUUGGAUCCACACCAGGAAUUUUUUGGAAAUUUACAUGGUCGUUUGCAGCUCCUGUAUCUCUUGUGAUAAUAUUUGUUUACGGACAUGUAGUUGUGGACAAGAAAGAUCCUUUACCUCUUUGGGCGGAGUACACUGGCUGGUUCCUUGCUUUUAUAGCUCUAAUACAAAUUCCAAUAUGGGGACUCUACGUAAUUUAUAGAAAUCCAAGUGAAACUAUUCAAAAAAAAAUUUUGAAUAGCUUCAAGGCAACAAAGGACUGGGGACCUAGUGAUCCUGUCGAUAAAGCAGGAUGGCUUGCCAUCAAAAAUUCUAAAGAUGAAAGUUCUAAAGAAAAUAGCAAUGUUGUAUUAUCUGCUGUUUACAAUCAAUCAUUUCAAGAAGACAUUUAUUAAAAAAGAACGAUUUACAGAUAAUUUAUUCUCCAAAUCUAUUUUCAUUUCACAGUUUUUUUUAUGUAUACUAUGUAUUUAUAAGUUAUUUAUUUAUAAUUUAUUUAUUUAUUAAUGUCUUUAAAACAUAUAGCUAUGUUGCGAAGUUGGGCAAAACGUAAUUUAUUUCAAAAAAGGAAAUAAAAUUGUAAAUAUCUCAU